AUGGACAAUGCCCCCUACUAUAGCGUUAAAAUUGAGAAAUAUGACGACAUGAGUUGGAAGAAAAGUGAUAUCAUUUCAUGGCUGGUGGGUAAGGGGGAAACGGUACAGCCCCAUUAUGUAAAAGCACAAUUGUUGGAUCUCACGCGCAAAUAUAAGCGUGAAAAUAAUUAUGUUAUUGACGAAUAUGCCAAACUAAAUGGCCAUGAAGUAUUACGCCUUCCCCCUUACCAUUGUGAACUAAACCCCAACGAAUUAGCAUGGGCAAACGUUAAAGAUUACGUGAGAGCGCGAAAUACUAGUUAUAAACUAUCUGACGUCAAGACACUACUAAUUGAAGCCAUCGAAAAUGUUUCGGCCGAGUCGUGGCAGAAUUUUAUUCGCCAUACGAUAAAGGAGGAGAAUAGAGUACGUCGACUCGACAACAUUACGGAUACCAUUUUGGAUGAAGGUGAUGAGUGGGAGCACCCAUCCGAAUCCGACAGCGAUAUCGACAGCGAGAUAGACACCGACGUGUAA
Molecule: messenger RNA, 516 nt
Organism: Osmia bicornis bicornis
Lineage: Eukaryota; Metazoa; Arthropoda; Insecta; Hymenoptera; Megachilidae
Exons: 1
Coding region: 1-516 (171 amino acids)
Molecular function (GO): nucleic acid binding
Source: RefSeq, a predicted model, not a curated record